AUCAAAACACGAUCAUUUUUAAUCAGUCUUCAUAUAAAUACUGCGUCAAAACAAACACACAUACACAAUCUAUUAAAAAGUCUAUUAAGCGGUGUAGUGGUGAAAAAUUAUAAUGAUUAGGAGCGUUUUCGUAUUAGCAAUAGCUUUGGCUAUAGCUACCGGUGACUCCGAUGACACAACUCCGAGCUUCCAUAGAAAUGGCGAGUUCAACAGAUAUUAUUUAUACAACAGCCGAGUGAACGGCCAGCAAAUGAGCUUGACCACUCAGAGUUCUGACAUCAUACAGGGGGUGACCACGGUUGUGAUUGUGCACGGUCAUGAGGAAUCCUAUCAGACUUCUCUCAACCCUGACCUGAGAAGAGAACUUCUAGAGAGUCAAAAUGUCAAUGUGAUAGCCGUGGAUUGGUCUAUUAUCGCGUCGUUGUCGUACUCUCUAGCCCAGAACUCUGUGCUCAGUGUCGGCGAGUAUAUGGCUGGCUUCCUGGCCUUGCAGAACAUAAACCCAGCGUCCCUUCAUCUAGUGGGAUUUAACCUUGGAGCUCAUGUGGUUGGCGUCGCUGGCAGGAGACUUGGACGAGUCGCCAGGAUCACAGCACUGGAUCCGUCAAUGAGCAACGUCCGACUGACCAGCACUGACGCGAACUACGUCGAGGUCAUCCACACUGACGGGUCUUCCAACGGCCUGGGCGUUCAGAUCGGCCACGCCGACUUCUUCCCCAACGGAGGCGGUUCCCAGCCUGGGUGCUGGGGCAACGACGCCUGCAGCCACAACAGGGCGUGGCUGUACUUCGUGGCCUCCAUCAGGGAUAACACGUUCAAUGCCAGGUGCUGCAGAACUAUACGCCAGAAGAACUUGGACCGCUGUCGUGGCGCUUAUUUGCCGAUGGGGGGAAAUGAGUUGAUUAAAACGCCAUGUUCUUCUGGAAUCUACCGAGUGAACACCCGCUCCAGUUAUCCCUACUAGUUGAUUAUUAUUGUUAGAAAUUGAAUUAUUGUUGUAAUAAUCGAAAAAUCUAAGCAUAUCAAAAUGUUCUCAGGCCUUGAGAAUUCGUUAUACAUAAUAAAUUAAUCGAAGUUA
Molecule: messenger RNA, 1078 nt
Organism: Amyelois transitella
Lineage: Eukaryota; Metazoa; Arthropoda; Insecta; Lepidoptera; Pyralidae
Product: inactive pancreatic lipase-related protein 1
Exons: 6
Coding region: 113-964 (283 amino acids)
Molecular function (GO): lipase activity
Source: RefSeq, a predicted model, not a curated record